This is a messenger RNA of Salmo salar (Atlantic salmon), 4918 nucleotides long. Its product is annotated as E3 ubiquitin/ISG15 ligase TRIM25. The record is from RefSeq and is a predicted model, not a curated record. Lineage: Eukaryota; Metazoa; Chordata; Actinopteri; Salmoniformes; Salmonidae. Gene Ontology annotation, molecular function: zinc ion binding; protein binding.
AUGCACCAUAACGUUGGAUGCCAACUGCCGAUAAACCCCACCGAAGAAGAUUCCAUAGGAAGGCUCCGCAGAACUCUGACAAAUCAGGGGAUAUACGUAGACUAGUACGGUUGUCAGUACACUUUAAAGCCUGGUUUCCAUACAAAGGUGACGUCAUCACUUCUGCUGUUGUCAGAAUAGUAGUUUAAACAGAAUAGUUACAGACAACACAGCAGCAGACAGUUGUAGUUCCAUCAUGGCUGACAAUAUGUUUUCCCUCAUGAGUCUCGAAGACGAACUGAGCUGUAGCAUCUGCCUAUGUGCUUUCAACUGUCCGGUGACAAUUCCAUGUGGACACAACUUUUGCCAAGAGUGUCUCCUAGAAACAUGGAAAGACAACUACAGCUGUCCACAAUGCCGGACCCACUUCACCACCAAACCAGUGCUGAAGAAGAACACCGUCCUCAGCACAGUUGUGGAAACCUUCAAAAUGAAGUCGAAUAAAAGCGACCUCCCCAAUGAGAUGGGCGACUUAAUCAAGUGGGAUGCGGUCAAGAUGGAGCCCAAAGAGAUGGUUAUCUUGUGUGACACCUGUAUGGAAGCCAAAGCAUUCAAGACCUGCCUCACCUGUAUGGCGUCGUUCUGCCUUGAGCACGUGAGGCCUCAUCAUGAGAACCCAGUGUUUGGCGCGCAUCAGCUGAAUGAGCCUCUGGGCGACCUGCGAGACCGUAUCUGCCCCGACCACCACAAGCUCAUGGAGUUCUACUGUGUCCAACAUGGCCGCUGUAUCUGUGGUGUCUGUCUGCAGCAGGUGCAUAAAGGCUGUACCUUCUCCAACCCUGAUGAACAACGGGCACUGCAAGAGUCUGAUUUGAGGGGCAAGUUGAGUCUGCUGGAUGGAAAGAUUGACAAGAACCAGAUGGUAAUCUCUCAGAUGAGUGACCAGCAGAGCAAGUUGAAGGACUCUGCAGCCAGCAGGAAGAGAGCACUAGAGGAUGACUACCGCCAAAUCCGGGAGCUGCUGGACCGUGACGAGCGUGAGGCUCUGAACACCGUGGACCGCGAGCAGGAGAGCGGUCAGACCAAACUCCAGAACCUCAUAAAGAAGUUCAACCAGAACAUUGCGAAGCUUAGCGCAGCAAGAGAUGGCGUCAACAGCCUGCUCAGUCAGACUCAGACCAUGGCUUUCCUACAGGCCUCAGUUGACAUGCCGGCAGUGGCGGCCCUUGACCCCUAUACCCCGAAGGUGAACCUGGACUCUAAGGCCGUGGCAGCCUGGCAUGCCUACUCUGCAGUCCUGAGGGAGCAUCUCACACAUGUACUGAAACAGCCUGUAGAGGCCAGACUGCAGAUACUCAAACCAGCUGAGAGGUUUGCUCCUCCUCUGCUGCCAAACUUCUAUGAAAUGGGAGGCAUGCCACCACAAGGUCAUCCGAGAAUGCCUAGAUCCCACAGCCCAGGAGCUCCCCUCAGGGCAAACCAGAAGAAGCCUCCACAAGAUUCAAACCGAGAGAGAAAGUCAGACAAGAAACGAGAUCACAAGGAAUGGAAAGAACAUAAGGCUGACAAAAAUUCCCAAAAGCCACCUAAUGCUCCCAGAGAGUCCGCCACUCCUGUUCCACACACACCAAGGGACCACCCCAGAGGACAAUCAGCAGAACCCAGACCCAGGAACAGGGAGGACCCAGGUUGCUUAGAAUUAUCUCUGCUCAUGCAACUGAAUACCAUAAGACAAGCAAGUGUUCCCCCAAGUAUCACGUCUGCAGCAAAACGAAAUGACCUUCUACAAUAUGGCACCGUUCUCACCCUUGACCCCAAAACGGCCCACAAGCGCAUCUCCCUCACAGAGAACAUGACCAUGGCCUCUGUGUCAGACGAGCCCACCCCUUACCCCGAUGGCCCCGCCCGCUUCUCUGUCUGCAGCCAGGUGCUCACUUCCAAGGGCUUCUCCCGCGGCCGCCACUACUGGGAGGUCAAGAUGAGCAGCAACAACUUCACCGGCAUCGGCCUGGCCUACAACAGCAUCGACCGGAAGGGUCCGGCUAGCCGGCUGGGGCGUAACGCCCAGUCCUGGUGCGUGGAGUGGUUCAACGUCAAGCUGUCGGCCUGGCACGCCAGCAGUGAGACUGUACUGCAGAACCCGAAUCCGACACGCGUCGGCGUGCUGUUGGAUUGCGAAGAGGGAACGGCCACUUUCUAUAACGUUCAGGACCGAGCAUACCCUUUCCAUUCGUUUGUGUUCCAGUUCGCCGAGGCAGUGUACCCGGCGUUCUGGCUCUUCUCCAGCGGCUCGUCUGUUAGCCUGUGUAAGCUGCAGUCUUAAGAAGUUAACACAACACACACACACACACACACACACACACACACACACACACACACACACACACACACACACACACACACACACACAUUGUUCUCCCUCACAAAUAAUUAGAAUGUACAGCAUCUGGGUCAAUAAAUGACUUAAUCAUACUGAUAUUGCGAACUUAUAUUGGAAAUGUACCUUAAAGGUUAUUAUUUGGUUGUAGUCACUGACUUUAGUAAUAAUGCAGUGUAGGUAAUAUCAUUUUGGACUUUGUAACUACAGCAACCUCUAAACAGGCAGCAUUUGUUAAUCAGUAACUAAUGAAAACUAAGCACUUGCAUACAGCUAAAGAAACAUUUACAAAUGAUUAUACAAUAUUAUUGUAUUGUCAAAAGCAUGAUGACAUCCUUACUACUUUUGUUUUACUGCUGUUGUGAUGUCAGCAGCAUGCCGUAAAUGAUUUUAAGUUUACAGUUGAUUUAUUCCUUAAUGGUUACUCUGCCAUAGCGAGUUCCAUUGGCUGGAUAGAAGGAAUUAUCUGACAUUGUGAUCAUUCAUGUCUGAUUCACAAAUGGUUACGUGUUAUAGGCAAACAUGACUUACAAACAGAACUACUAAGCGGUAUUUGAACCAGGCGAAUGAGUUCUUUCUCCUGUUCUGCAGUCCUGGCUAAAUGUCUUGAUCAUCCAGUUUAUUUACAGAUACAUUUAAAUGGUCUGUGGGUAGCUGUUUCCAGCCUGUUUUAUCAGAGCUUAUGAUCUCUUGGUGUGGGUCUUGGUAGUACACAGUAAUCACAUGUAAUAUACACAAAACAACAUGAAUUAACAUGUAUGUUAUCUACUGUAUAUGAACAGUACCACACCGUUCAGAAGGCCAUGUACUGGCACACCUAUGCGAUGCUUUUGCUGGUGUCAGGCAUUCCGCAUUAGGGAAUGUCAUAUCCAAUAACACCACUGGAUAUAGAGAAGCAAUGAAUAGAACAGAAAAGCAUCCACAAUAUGCUUGAUACCCCCAAAGGAAAAGUGGGUAUCAUUCACAUUUUUCUUGAUCUAAUACAUUUUCGCUACAGUGUUUCACACAGAGCCUUUAAGUGAAGGGUGGUGCAGCGUGAGAAUGUGCUGAAAGCGCUUCCUGACACUGCUACUACAGGCUUGAUAAAACCUACCCUGGUUGCCAGAUCUGCAUUUGGUUUAGAAUUACAGUGAACAAGGCAGAGGAUUUGGUUGAUCUGGCAACCAGGCUAGAUAGACCCAGCCUGGCCCAUAAGAACAAGCAGAGGUCAUUUAGACCCUGUGAACAGGAAUUUUUCCAACUCUGGGUUUUGUAAAUAGUGAUGAUUUAGGGCUGGCGUUUUGCCUGUCCAUGUGACCAGACAAAGGAAAAACUCUGGGCCCAAGUUAUAGCUAAUGUAGCUAUAGCCCAUACCUAGGGCCUUCUCAUGUCCUAGAAGGGUACAUAUGUCUGUUGGUGUUAGUUUGGACAUCGGUAUCUGUGGUUGUCACAUUGUCUGUGACGUGACUGCAUGCUUCUCAUAAAGUCUCUAUUGUUGAUUGGAUCUUUUCCAUUUAUGGAUAUACAGCCAUCGCUACGAUCGGAGAGCAAGUUGAGAAUAGCACGUGAUAGAUUUGUUUUGCUUUGCAAAGCCCCAUGCCAAAUGAAUAGUUGGUGUAAUUGCCUUCUCCCUCUAUAGAAACACUAGUUUUCCUGAUUUAACAGAUUUCUACUGUUAGUGGAAUGAAGGCAAGCUGAUAUUUAAGGCAAAGAUGAAUUCAUUUGCUAGAUUUAAGCCAUUAUUGCCACUUGCUUUUUUAAGAGAUCUCGAAAGGUUUGGACAAAGUUUGAACGACUCGCGUACACAACGCCAGAUAAAGCGCAAAGAUCAGAGGGCCAUAGUCAUGGUCCUUGUGUGUUUUAGCAUGUUAUCCUCUCUGUCCAUUCCUUCCGUCUAAUUAGCAUGGUUCUUAAUUAAUGUGCUAAUGGUGUAAUUCAUGCUGGUUUGGUUUACUGACCUUCAGUUUGAUUGGGUCUUGUGUUUAAGUGAAACCAAGAUAUUUGAACUUGUUGAUUGUGUUUUAAAGGGUAAGGUAUUGAUUCUGUUUGUGUAUAAGGGGUUUCAUCUUGUUAAAGACAACUUGACAAUGUCCCCUCAUCACAAGCUAUCUGUGCUAAUAUAUAUUCCUCCAAAAAUGUAUCACAUACAAAUACAUAUAGUUACUAAAGAGUGAGGUGUUUGUGGCUUAUUUGUUCCUCAUAUCUACACACACACAUAUAUAUAUAUAUAUAUAUAUACAUACAUACAUACAUACAUACAUACAUACAUACAUACAUACAUACAUACAUACAUACAUACAUACACACACUGCAUUUGGUAAUCAUAUUACUUCAAACUGCUCAGGAAUAGACUUAUUGCAAGUGCACGGGAAGGAAAAGUACUGAUAUUGCUUUCAUAUUAUAUACUUGCAAAACGAACAAUGAAAUAAUAUGUACUUAUUAGAAAACAAUGAAAUUCAUAAUACAUAUGAAAAUAUUUAUUAUGGGUGUUUUCAAAUUCUAAUUUACAUUGCUUAUAACAUUCAGCGAAAUUUUCCAUUUCAACAUCUGUAGUAGCAAAUUCAGUAAAGCCAAUUAUUUUCA